This is a messenger RNA of Lathyrus sativus (Indian pea), 1092 nucleotides long. The record is from the annotation of a GenBank genome assembly. NCBI's taxonomy places the organism in Eukaryota, Viridiplantae, Streptophyta, Magnoliopsida, Fabales, Fabaceae.
AUGUUCUCAACCCCAUUCGUUCUCACUUUCUCUCUCCUCCUCUCUCUCCCAAUCCUCUUCUUUCUCGCUCCUCGAAUCCUCCCUCCUCACCCCACCCCCAUCCCUAUCUCCCCCUCCGACGAACUCGAUGACAUCAACCUCUUCAACAACGCCAUCGCACAUUCCUCAGCCCCUCCCUCUUCCCCUCACCCCUCCAAAUUCUUUCACCUCUCUUCCAAAAACCCUAACCUAAAAAUCGCUUUUCUCUUCCUCACAAACACAGAUCUCCAUUUUACCCCUCUCUGGAACCUCUUCUUCCAAACAACACCAACUAAACUCUUCAACAUUUACGUCCAUUCAGAUCCUUCCAUCAACAUCACAACCAUUAACAACCCUCUCUUCAAAUUCAUACCUUCUAAAAAAACCUACCGCGCUUCCCCCACUCUCAUCUCCGCCACGCGCCGUUUGCUCGCUAACGCACUCUUAGACGAUCCCUCCAACGCUUACUUCAUCGUUCUCUCGCAAUUCUGUAUACCUCUCCACUCUUUCGAUUACAUCUACCGUUCGCUUUUUCUCUCGCCGACGUUUGAUCUAACCGAUAUCGAAUCCACGCAAUUCGGAGUCCGUCUAAAAUACAAAAGCUUCGUUGAGAUUAUCUCCAAUGGUCCUAGGUUAUGGAAACGUUACAUCGCUAGAGGACGGUAUGAGAUGAUGCCGGAAGUUCCGUUUGAGAAAUUUCGAGUUGGAUCUCAGUUUUUUUCUUUGACGAGAAAACAUGCUUUGGUUGUUGUGAAAGAUAGAACUUUGUGGAGGAAAUUCAAGGUUCCGUGUUAUCGGAAUGAUGAGUGUUAUCCUGAGGAGCAUUAUUUUCCGACUUUGUUGUCCAUGGUGGAUCCUGAUGGGGUUACUAGCUAUACGCUUACUAAUGUUAAUUGGACUGGUACUGUCAAUGGUCAUCCUCAUACUUAUCAAGUGGAUGAAGUUUCGCCGGAGCUUAUUCUCCGGUUGCGGAAGUCGAAUCAUUCCGAGUCUUAUUUAUUUGCAAGGAAAUUUGUUCCUGAUUGCUUGGAACCCUUGAUGGCCAUGGCCAAAUCCGUCAUUUUCAAGGACUGA